Messenger RNA from Annulohypoxylon truncatum, 929 nucleotides. Its product is annotated as cell division control protein 42. The coding region runs from base 248 to 832 and encodes 194 amino acids. Gene Ontology annotation, molecular function: GTP binding; GTPase activity. The transcript has 4 exons. The record is from RefSeq and is a predicted model, not a curated record. Gene Ontology annotation, biological process: small GTPase-mediated signal transduction. Lineage: Eukaryota; Fungi; Ascomycota; Sordariomycetes; Xylariales; Hypoxylaceae.
CGCCGUCACUUACCUGAGGAUUAGACCUGAGAGACAUCGUUUAUCCUCCCCAAGACCCAUUAACCCCUCUGACUUAUUUUUUUUUUCUACGACGACCUUUUUAUUAUUAUUUUUUUAAAAGCUGCAAGUCAGAAAGGCCGAUACCCGCCGACAAUUUCCAAGCUUACUUGCGAUAAGACAGCUACUUAAUUCGGAGAGAACAUCAACAUAGCGCACCUGCUCCCUCGUCGGGGCUAAGCAAGUCAAGAUGGUUGUUGCUACAAUCAAGUGCGUGGUUGUUGGUGACGGUGCCGUUGGCAAGACUUGCCUUCUCAUCAGCUACACCACAAACAAGUUCCCGUCCGAAUACGUCCCAACGGUCUUCGACAACUAUGCCGUGACGGUUAUGAUAGGAGAUGAACCCUACACGCUUGGCUUGUUCGAUACCGCCGGUCAAGAAGACUACGAUCGUCUACGACCUCUGUCCUACCCACAAACCGACGUCUUCCUAGUGUGCUUCAGUGUGACAUCGCCUGCCUCUUUCGAGAACGUGCGAGAGAAAUGGUUCCCCGAAGUUCACCAUCACUGCCCUGGCGUACCCUGCCUCAUCGUCGGUACUCAGACAGACUUGCGAGAUGAUGCCAGCGUCCGGGAGAAACUUGCAAAGCAGAAGAUGCAACCUGUGCGUAAAGAGGACGGAGAGCGCAUGGCUAAGGAACUUGGCGCCGUCAAAUACGUAGAGUGCAGUGCCUUGACCCAAUACAAGCUCAAGGAUGUGUUCGACGAGGCCAUCGUCGCAGCUUUAGAGCCUCCGGCGCCGAAGAAAAAGCCCCAUAAGUGCUUGAUUCUGUAAUGCCACUACUUGGGUCGAAUCAAGACAUUUCCGCCUUCGUUCCUUGAGUACCACAAUGGAUCCCCCCUAAAGAUUGGAAGGAAUAAGGAUAUGUCUU